Molecule: messenger RNA, 1251 nt
Organism: Condylostylus longicornis
Lineage: Eukaryota; Metazoa; Arthropoda; Insecta; Diptera; Dolichopodidae
Gene: Rab11
Product: ras-related protein Rab-11A
Exons: 5
Coding region: 425-1063 (212 amino acids)
Biological process (GO): exocytosis
Cellular component (GO): recycling endosome
Molecular function (GO): GTP binding; GTPase activity
Source: RefSeq, a predicted model, not a curated record
GAUGAAUUUCUAUCUUAUUCGCGGUGAGCUCGUAUAAUUCUCACUUUUUAUGCAAGUUGAAAAUUUUCACCCGUUCUUUUUUUUUUUUUUGAAUUUUUAUUGUACUAAAUAAAUAGCAAAUUAAAAUAAUACAACCUGAAGAAACAAAAAAAGUUUGAAUUGUUAUUCAUAUUGGGACUAAAUAAUAUUCUGUGAUUUCUUUUGUUGCAAAUAAUGAAAAAUUAAAGAAAAGGAAAAGUGAUUUUCACGUAGAAAAUUCGUCAUCAUUUCAAUCUGCUUUGUUCCCAGUCAUCAUUUUUUUCAAUUAAAGUGAAGUUUUAAACUACACGAUAAUUAAAAUAUUACAAGGAGUGAUUUUGGUAGAGAAUAGUUUCAGAAAAAUAAAAAUUUCAACGAAUUAUAUAAAAAUAGUUUUUUUUUUAAAAUGGGAACCAGGGAUGAUGAAUAUGACUAUCUUUUCAAAGUUGUGUUAAUUGGUGAUUCUGGUGUAGGCAAAAGCAAUUUACUUUCUCGAUUUACUAGGAAUGAGUUUAAUUUGGAAUCUAAGUCAACAAUAGGAGUAGAAUUCGCGACUAGAAGCAUAGAAGUUGAUGGGAAAACUAUUAAAGCUCAGAUCUGGGAUACAGCUGGCCAAGAACGUUAUCGAGCAAUAACAUCAGCCUAUUAUCGUGGUGCAGUUGGGGCCCUUCUUGUGUAUGAUAUUGCAAAACAUUUAACUUACGAAAACGUUGAAAGAUGGUUAAGAGAAUUACGUGAUCAUGCUGAUCAAAAUAUUGUUAUCAUGUUGGUUGGCAAUAAAUCUGAUUUGAGACACUUACGUUCCGUGCCUACUGAUGAGGCAAAGCAAUUUGCGGAAAAAAAUGGUUUGAGUUUCAUUGAAACGUCAGCUUUGGAUUCAACUAAUGUUGAAACUGCAUUCCAAAAUAUACUCACAGAAAUUUAUCGGAUUGUAUCACAAAAACAAAUCAGGGAUCCACCGGAAGGUGACGUUAUUCGACCCAGUAUUGAACCACUUGAAGUUAAGCCUACUGUUCCAGAUGUACGCAAGCAAUGCUGCCAGUGAUAGCCCGGUCGUCCUUCAUUGAUUUUUUCACAUUUUUUUUUCUUUUUUUAAUUAUAAAUAUGAAUUAUAUUCUCUUCUAUUAAUACAAAAAUUCUUCUUAAAAUAAAAUAAAGCUGUUCAAUAAAAAAAAUAAUUAUAAAAGCAACAUAGAAAAUAAAUUAAAUAAUUAUUGAGUUUCUAUAAGAUAA